This is a messenger RNA of Eptesicus fuscus (big brown bat), 1833 nucleotides long. RefSeq names its product muscle RAS oncogene homolog (gene MRAS). The record is from RefSeq and is a predicted model, not a curated record. Gene Ontology annotation, cellular component: plasma membrane. Gene Ontology annotation, molecular function: GDP binding; GTPase activity; GTP binding. The transcript has 6 exons. Bases 143 to 769 code for a protein of 208 amino acids. NCBI's taxonomy places the organism in Eukaryota, Metazoa, Chordata, Mammalia, Chiroptera, Vespertilionidae. Gene Ontology annotation, biological process: signal transduction.
CUUUAAGGAGGCGCCGGGGUGGGGACGGGCCAGCGCCGCCGGCGGGCCGGCGGGCCAGCCGCCGUCAGUCCGGCCGGAGCAUGGAGGAGGCGACCUGAGGCCGGAGCCUGGGCUGGAGCGUGCGGUCUGACCCACAGGAAACAUGGCAACCAGCGCCGUCCCCAGCGACAACCUGCCCACCUACAAGCUGGUGGUGGUGGGGGAUGGGGGCGUGGGCAAGAGUGCCCUCACCAUCCAGUUCUUCCAGAAGAUCUUUGUGCCUGACUACGACCCCACCAUCGAAGACUCCUACCUGAAACACACAGAGAUUGACAAUCAGUGGGCCAUCUUGGACGUUCUGGACACGGCCGGGCAGGAGGAGUUCAGUGCCAUGCGGGAGCAGUACAUGCGCACGGGGGACGGCUUCCUCAUCGUCUUCUCAGUCACGGACAAGGCCAGCUUCGAGCACGUGGACCGCUUCCACCAGCUCAUCCUGCGCGUCAAGGACAGGGAGUCAUUCCCGAUGAUCCUCGUGGCCAACAAGGUCGAUUUGAUGCAUUUGAGGAAAAUCACCAGGGAGCAAGGAAAAGAAAUGGCGACCAAACACAAUAUCCCAUACAUAGAAACCAGUGCCAAGGACCCACCUCUCAACGUGGACAAAGCCUUCCAUGACCUGGUCAGAGUAAUCAGGCAACAGAUUCCAGAAAAGAGCCAGAAGAAGAAGAAGAAAACCAAAUGGCGAGGAGACCGGGCCACUGGUACCCACAAACUUCAGUGUGUGAUAUUGUGAUGGGCCUGGGGCCCUGGGCACAGUCACCAUGAACUGGCCAGCCCUCGGGACCCCUGCACUGCCUAACCUCACCGGGAACUGUUUCUAACCAUGACCCUUGACCCGAGGACUGGGCGCAGGAAGGGAGACAGGGAGGGUGGGCAGGGAGGAAAGGGGGUCCGGCUUCCUCAAAAGGGCACAGGCUUCGUGUCUCAGAAGACACAGCAUCCGAGCCCCACGUGUGAUUCAGCCGGUUCCUCCCGUCUCCUGGCGGCUGUGUUGUUCCUUUGAACUGCGUAGCGUCGGUUCGAGGUGGAAGUUUACCCACCACGGACAGAGUACGAAACAAGCCAUGACCCAGCUCCCCGCUUGUCUCCAGUCCUCGGUGUCUGAGCUUGGGCGUCUUUUGUAGGUUUUUAAAUUAUUUUCGUGCUGACUGUUGUCUCGAGGGCGCCCGUGCCCACUGUCUGGUGGAGUUUCGGCUCUUCAGCAGAUCCCGCUGACAACACGUCCGGAACAUCGUGGCGGUUUUUCACUGAGUUUUCCCGGCAGUGCCAAACUCACCUCACUAUGAGGGACAGAGACUGGGGGACCGGAGUGACUGGGGCCCGAAGCUGGAGGCCUCGGGGGCAGCAGACCCUGCUCGUGGCCGGAGAAUGGGAGCGAUGAGAGCUGUGUCUAACAGAUAGCAGGAAACGGAACCGCGUUUUGCUGAGGGGAGAGGCUGGCGCGAGCUUACCAGUUCUGCAAGGUGUUCCGUUAUCCUGGAGAUGUAGAGACUCGAGUGCACGGAUCUGCCCAAGUGUCCGUGUCUCUCCCGGUCGGCGUGGGCUCCGUCUGUCCUUCCCGCCCGUGACCGAGCUCCCCGCCGGCCUGUGCUGCCCACACCUCUCAUCACAGACACACUGACAAGGCCUGCAUGCGUCUCCACACCACAGGGCGCUCAGGGGGCGCCCUCCGGGGAUUCUGGUUUGGGCUGAACCUUAAGCGGAAGUGAUCCAAUACCGUUGUUACCUAAACAGCACCAAGACCCGAAACCGUGUUCCCUCUGCGUCAGCCGACGACCACUCGGAAGGAAGCCCAGU